CACAGUUUCACCCCUCCCAGGCUGUAACAUCUGCAGGCUGAUGAUGCUGAGCAGUCUGCUGGCAUUUGGUGAUCCCCAGCAGUUGAUGCCGGCGGGCUCUCUCCGUAGAAAGAAGCUGGCCAAAAGGCCUGGCUACAUGAGGCCAGAGGCUCAGCAGCAGAUCGAGUUCCAGUCCCCAGGUGCCUGUGCAGCGUCCAGCCCAGCAGAGCUCCCGCACGCCAGGCAGCACUGUGGAGGCUCUGAGGGAUCUGCUCUGCUCAGACAGUGCCAAAAUGACCUGGAAUUCCUGCACUGUGGUGCUGUAGCUCCUGCUAAUGGGGUGACAACCUUGGCCACUACUGGAAGCACUCCAGGAUGCUGUGAAAAUCUUUCUUGCUGCACUAGUCCACAGUCAGACACCACACGGAUAGGGGUCUGCCCUGCUGCCACAACAGGCAGAGGAGAUGUUUCUGCUGUGUGCUCUACGUGGCAGAAAAGCUGCAGCACCAAAGUGAGCAAGCCCCCAAACAUGUAUGCUUUGGAUCAGACAGAAAUGAAUAACAACUGUGAAUAUCAAAACAGAGAUGGUAUUUCUCAUUCUGCUGGUGCACAGGAUAGCUUUAGAUCAAGUUUCAGUUUCAUACAGCUCUCCCUGAACUCGGCCUCUGGAGUAAAUGAUGUGGAAGGCAAAUCUAUUGAGGAAACUGAGAUCGUUCUGCAUCCCAAAACCACAGGCAAUCUGCAGAAGCUAGAAGAGAUGGCACAUGGGCACUUGGGAGAUUUGUGUUGCUCCUCCAGUUCUGGUGAAGAUAUGCAGCAUGAACAUUCCUCGGAUGCAGCAUCUGCAGGCUCUUCUGUCACCUCAGGCUAUGAAAGCAGCUUUACUGUCAGUGACCAUAACUGGGAUACUUUGAUGAAAAAAUAUGAACCAGUGCUACAGGAUUGCUUGCUUGGCAACCGCAGUACGUUAAAGUUAAAGUCCUUGAUCUUACGGCUUCAGAGGCUUCAGGAAAAAGCAAUAGAGGAAGAUGACUAUGAUAGAGGUGAGAAUUGCUCCUCCCUACUCCCC
Messenger RNA from Zonotrichia albicollis (white-throated sparrow), 1048 nucleotides. The record is from RefSeq and is a predicted model, not a curated record. NCBI's taxonomy places the organism in Eukaryota, Metazoa, Chordata, Aves, Passeriformes, Passerellidae.